Molecule: messenger RNA, 3445 nt
Organism: Grammomys surdaster
Lineage: Eukaryota; Metazoa; Chordata; Mammalia; Rodentia; Muridae
Product: cholesterol 24-hydroxylase
Exons: 15
Coding region: 1684-2895 (403 amino acids)
Biological process (GO): cholesterol catabolic process
Molecular function (GO): heme binding; iron ion binding; cholesterol 24-hydroxylase activity
Source: RefSeq, a predicted model, not a curated record
GGGUCCUUGUACAUGAAGGGCCUCACCGGUGGCUUUGUGCCUGGUCCCUGGAGGGAGCUCUGGAUAGCUGUACUUAGCAUCACAUAGGGGUGGGGCUAGAGAAACAACUGAAUCACCAGGCAGGGACAGAGGUUAUGGCCCAUGUCAGGCAGUGUGGCCAAGGCUCUGGGUGAGGCUCCUGGUCCAAGCUUUGCAGGAAAAAGUCAUAUCCGCACUGAGUUCCGAUCUGAACAGGCCUGCGUGGUGUUCCAGGCAGGACAACGGGCACAGGCUCAGGCUGCUGGUCAUCCCAGCUGAGAGUGGAGCACUGCUGCAGAGGGUCACCCUGGUUGCUCUGCAACUCUGGAGUCUGGUUGUUCUCUGAAAUUAAAAAAAAAUUACUGAACUGUUAAGAAAAAUGAUAAAAGAGGAAAGCAUCAUUUUCUGCAAACCUGUGCAAUCCCAAGGCGGAGCAGCCGGGGAGCCAGUGUCAGCUACAUCUUUGCAGUGCUGUUCCUGGAGGGGCACAGAGUGUCUACACAGCCUACUGUGGUCAUUGACAGGAGGGAGAGAGUUGGGUGUGGAGGAUUGUGUGUUGGGCAGGUGCACCUGAUGUACCAGGACUGGCUGAGAAGCGUCUUUCAACGUUCAACUCCCAAGACACCUGCGUCCACCUCUUGCACGCAUUAAACCAGAAGGGGGUGGGGGUUCUAGUCUUUGCUGUGUGACCUGAGGAUAGCCAGUAACUUCUCUGAGCCUUAUGGGAAGAUGGAGGUAAUUAACAGGAUUUACACACACACACACACACACACACUCAAGGUAGCAUUACAGAUGUAACCAGUGCAUUCCAUGAAUGGAAAACUCAGUCGUUGGACCUCUCACCCACUUCGUGGAGGAGAGCUAGCCUUUAUGCAGAACUUGCUGCAUGCCAGAUAACUCAGCUGUUAGAUCAUGCCAUCCUGAUGGGGCCCCCAGCACCCCCAACAUCACCAUCCCUCUCUCCAUCCCCACAGUGGCUGUAAAUUGAUGUCCAGGGCUUUGGAGAACUGAGGCCCACUUCUUAGUGCCUCCCCCAUUCUUAUCCUUCCUCAAGCUGUACCUCCAGCUCCCCCCUUGCUACAUGCCCCUCAUAGUUCCUGCUGGAAAAUGGCACCCGAUGGAGGGAUGUCCUGGCUAGUUUUUAUUGUCAGUUGAAGACUAGCUAGAGUCAUUCGAGAAGUGGGAAAACCUCAGUUGAGAAGAUACACCCACCAGACUGGUACAUGGGAAAGCCCGUGGGGUGUUUUCUUGAGUAAUGAUUGAUAAGUUAGGGCCCAGCCCACUGUGGUGGUGCCAUCCUUGGGUCGGUGAUCCUGGAUGGUAUAAGAAAGCAGGCUGAGCAAACCACCACGGGGAAGCAAGCCAGUAAGCCGUGUUCCUCCAUGGGCUUUACAUCAGUCCGUUUCUCCAAGUUCCUCAUUUGAGCUCUUGCCCUGACUUCCCUGGGUGAGGGACUAGAAAAUGUAAGCUUGAAUAAACGCUUUCCUCCCGAACUUCCUUCUUGGACAUCUCCCCUACUUUUGGAAAAAGGACGAAGCUUGUGGCCGGGUGCUCCAAGACGUGUUUUUGGAUUGGGCUAAGAAGUAUGGUCCUGUUGUGAGAGUCAAUGUCUUCCACAAAACCUCAGUCAUCGUCACGAGUCCUGAGUCUGUCAAGAAGUUCCUGAUGUCCACCAAGUACAACAAGGACUCCAAGAUGUACCGAGCGAUUCAGACCGUGUUUGGGGAGAGACUGUUUGGCCAGGGCUUGGUGUCUGAAUGUGACUAUGGGCGCUGGUAUAAGCAGAGAAGAGUCAUGGAUUUGGCCUUCAGCCGCAGCUCCUUGGUUAGUCUGAUGGAGACGUUCAAUGAGAAGGCGGAGCAGCUGGUGGAAAUCCUAGAAGCUAAGGCCGACGGACAGACACCGGUGUCCAUGCAGGACAUGCUGACCUGUGCCACCAUCGACAUCCUGGCCAAGGCAGCUUUCGGGAUGGAGACCAGUAUGCUCCUGGGCGCCCAGAAACCGCUGUCCCAGGCAGUGAAAGUGAUGCUGGAGGGUAUCAGUGCGUCCCGUAACACCCUGGCGAAGUUCAUGCCAGGGAAGAGGAAGCAGCUUCGGGAGGUCCGGGAGAGCAUCCGUCUGCUGCGCCAGGUGGGGAAGGAUUGGGUGCAGCGCCGCCGCGAGGCCCUGAAGAGGGGCGAGGACGUGCCCGCCGACAUCCUCACACAGAUUCUCAAAGCUGAAGAGGGAGCCCAGGACGAUGAGGUUCUGCUGGACAACUUUGUUACCUUCUUCAUUGCGGGUCAUGAGACUUCCGCCAACCAUCUGGCGUUCACAGUGAUGGAGCUGUCUCGCCAGCCGGAGAUCGUGGCAAGGCUGCAGGCCGAGGUGGAUGAGGUUCUUGGUUCCAAGCGGCACCUGGACUACGAGGAUCUGGGGAGACUGCAGUACCUGUCGCAGGUCCUCAAAGAGUCUCUGAGGCUGUACCCGCCAGCGUGGGGCACCUUCCGCCUGCUGGAGGAGGAGACCUUGAUUGAUGGGGUCAGAGUCCCUGGCAACACUCCUCUCCUGUUCAGCACCUAUGUCAUGGGGAGGAUGGACACCUACUUUGAAGACCCACUGACCUUCAACCCUGACCGCUUUGGCCCUGGAGCGCCCAAGCCACGGUUCACCUACUUCCCCUUUUCCCUGGGCCACCGGUCCUGCAUCGGGCAGCAGUUUGCUCAGAUGGAGGUGAAGGUUGUCAUGGCAAAGCUGCUUCAGAGGCUGGAGUUCCGGCUGGUGCCUGGGCAGCGCUUUGGGCUGCAAGAGCAGGCUACGCUCAAGCCACUGGACCCGGUGCUGUGCACCCUGAGGCCCCGGGGCUGGCAGCCUGCACCCCCACCUCCUCCCUGCUGAGCCCUGGGUAGGGUCAGAUUCCUUGGACCAGGGCCUCACUGGCCCCCAUCGCUGCCCAUGGCCACCCACUGGCGCCCCUGACCCUUCUGCCACCGUCCACGAUGGCUCCUGGUGGGCCCUGUCCCCUCGCCUGCUUCCCACCCUCAGUGCUUCCUGUCAUCCUCCGGCUUUUCAGCUCUUUCUGGUGGGCCCUGCCUGACUCCCAGCUACCACCACCACCAUCACCGUUUCUCCCAAACCUCUGAACUUCUGCACUGGCUACACCCCCAAAAAAGACACCCUAACUCUUGCUCACUCCCUAAACUCUUCAAGUGACACGUCCCCCAGGAAGCCCUCCUUGCUACCCAAGGCCAGGCCAGGGUCUCUCCUCUGUGCUCCUACCUCUAACACACUGACCACACUGUAUUGUGAAUGUCUGCUCAUGUGAACAGCUGCCCUGGCAGGCUGUGAGUGCCACAGGGCAGGGUCUGUGUGCACUUUGCCUCCGAGCCCCCUGUUGCUAACGAGGGUCUGGAACAGAGUCGAUACCCAAUAAAUGUGUGUUGACUGC